This is a messenger RNA of Condylura cristata (star-nosed mole), 430 nucleotides long. RefSeq names its product chemokine (C-C motif) ligand 26 (gene CCL26). The coding region runs from base 14 to 301 and encodes 95 amino acids. Gene Ontology annotation, biological process: monocyte chemotaxis; immune response; cellular response to type II interferon. The record is from RefSeq and is a predicted model, not a curated record. Gene Ontology annotation, molecular function: CCR chemokine receptor binding; chemokine activity. Gene Ontology annotation, cellular component: extracellular region. The transcript is spliced from 3 exons. Lineage: Eukaryota; Metazoa; Chordata; Mammalia; Eulipotyphla; Talpidae.
GGCUCGCAGCACCAUGAGGAGUUUCUCCGUGGCCUCACUUGUUCUCUUGGCUCUUGUCCUGAGUGUCCACCUCGGAGCCUCCACACGUGGCAGUGAGGUAGCCAAGUUCUGCUGCUUUCAGUUCAGUAACAGGAUAAUUCCCUGGAAGAAAGUGCAAAUGUAUGAAUUCACGAAGGUCAGCUGCUCCCGGAAGGCUGUGAUCUUUACCACUAAAAGAGGCCUGAAAGUCUGUGCACAGCCAGAGGAAAAAUGGGUGCAAAAAUACAUUUCCUUGCUGCAGUCCCAGCAACAGCUGGGAUAAUAGCAUUUUCAGCUCACGGACACGGCCCCAUCCUGCCCACCCCACACACAGCUCUGCUGCCCUCUGUGGAGACCCAGAGAAUUUGCUCAACAGAAAGCUUCGUGGAACUGGUGGGAGAGUGUAUUUGCU